Molecule: messenger RNA, 1541 nt
Organism: Populus euphratica (Euphrates poplar)
Lineage: Eukaryota; Viridiplantae; Streptophyta; Magnoliopsida; Malpighiales; Salicaceae
Exons: 2
Coding region: 104-1276 (390 amino acids)
Source: RefSeq, a predicted model, not a curated record
UAUGUACGUGCAUUUUGAGCUCAAAACUUUUUUUUCACUUUAAAACCCCAGGAACAAGGUCAGCAGCAAGUACUUUCGGAGCCAGAGAAAAGUUUGAGAGGAAAUGUAUGUGACAAGGCCUCUUUCUCUGUAUCUAAGAGAUCCUUCCGCUCUUUCAUCACCGCCUCCUGAGGGUCCAAACUCUGGUGUAUUGGUAAUCCAGGAUGAAGAAGCUGUGCCUAAGUUCUGUUUUGGAUUGUUCAAGAGUGAUCUCGUAAGCUGGGGCCUGCCUUUUCCUCAAAACAAGAACUUAAUGGUUCGGUAUACGCAGCAAGCUGGGGAGCAUCAAUACGUUCAUAGGAACCGUGUUCUUUUCAUUCCUGUUCUUAAUCAGCCAUUAUCUUCCAAUCAAUACUACGUGGUUGAAAGAAAAGGGAAGCAUAAAGGGGAAGCUUACAUAAACUCCAAGGAAGAGGAUAUGAAAACAUGCUGUUUCUGCGCCUGUAUAUCUGAUUUAAAACCACAACCUUUGGACCCUAGAAACAUUUAUCAACAAUUUGAGAUUCGACGUAAAUGGGGCGGUUUUGCUGCUAAAUCCGUAGCUUCAGAUGGGUUUCCUCCAAUUUUCCUGAGGAGAAAAGGCUGGCAAGUGUUUACCUCAACUUCAAAGGAGUUCCAGCUAAAUGAAGCGCCAGGCCUUAACACAGCUCUCCGCGCUCGCCUCCCGGACUUCAACUUCCCACUAUCACAAAAAUGUUCCAAGCCUGUAGUAGCGGGGAAGUGGUAUUGCCCUUUCAUGUUUAUCAAGGAAGGGACAGCACUUAAAGAUCAAGUGAAAUAUUCAACCUAUUAUGAGAUGAAACUCGAGCAACAAUGGGAGCAAAUCUUUGCUUGUGAAAAUAUGUAUAAUGAAGGCAAUACUGUAACUGUGGAUGUUGUUGUUGAAUGUGAAGCUGUUACAAUUGGCGGGACAGGAGCUGUGGCCGGCCGAAAGGAUGUUGUUGAUGGGGUGAUGUGGUUCAGGAGUUUUAACAGAGUGACAGGAGAAACAAGUGUGGGACUGAGAAUGGAAAUUGUGGAGAGAAUGAAGUGGGUGCAAGGAAUAGGGGGGGCUAGUGGGGAUGAAAGGGAGGUGAGGGUGAAGAGAAAUGAGGUUUUUGAUGGCGAGGGGAAGUGGAGGAAAUUUGGUUGCUAUGUUUUGGUUGAGAGGUUUGCCUUGAAGAGAAUGGAUGGAAGCUUGCUGCUGACCUAUGAUUUCAGCCAUCCUCAUCGCAUUAGAAGCAGAUGGGAAUUAUAAAAUUAUGCCUCUUUUUUAAUCAAUUAGACUAAUUUAUAUGUAUGUAUGUAUGUAUGUAAAACUGGGAGCAGAUGAGUUUUUUUUUUUUUGUACAUUUUGUGAGCAAGUGGGAUUGGUAGAAAGAGUAAAUCUGGAUGCUAUGUGUUGGUUGAGGGAUUUAAUGUACUGGGAAGAAUGAGAAUGUUUUAUGUUUUUCCUCUCUUUUGCUGUAUUCAUAUGUCACACGUGGUACCGUUUCAGUUAAAAGAUGUGUCGUGUUAGCCUA